This is a messenger RNA of Blastomyces gilchristii SLH14081, 2622 nucleotides long. RefSeq names its product MFS transporter. Gene Ontology annotation, cellular component: membrane. Lineage: Eukaryota; Fungi; Ascomycota; Eurotiomycetes; Onygenales; Ajellomycetaceae. The record is from RefSeq and is a predicted model, not a curated record. The coding region runs from base 406 to 1896 and encodes 496 amino acids. The transcript is spliced from 3 exons. Gene Ontology annotation, molecular function: transmembrane transporter activity. Gene Ontology annotation, biological process: transmembrane transport.
AUUUCUUACAAAAAUCUAAUUAUGUUGUUGAGAUAUUGUUGAAAAUAUUUCAUCAUAGUGAUAGUGAAAUGGCGGGCGUUGGGUGUAAGCGGGCGUUGGGUGGUUGAUCACGUUAGUUCAUUGAGUGGAUGAGUUCAUUGGGUGGUUGAGUCACAUUAAUUCUUUUCUCAUGAAGUGUUGUUUGUUGCCUUUCACUCGCGGUAGCAAGAUAUCAUACGGAUUGCCAGUAACAAGCUUUACCUCACCAUGCUCCCUGAAUAGUCGUUCGUUCGCUCCGUGACAAUCCGUCUCUAUCGUGCAACACCGCAUGGUGCAGGCUAUCCAAUAAUUCCUUAUUUCCCUCCCGCCCCAGAAAGCUAUCGAGCUACUUAGAAAUCUAGCUCUUAAGCAAGGAGUAAGGUAAAGAUGGCUUCCUCCAAAAGAGUCGAUCUAGAGAAGAAGGCCAUCAUCGUCUUGGACUCGGACAACACCUCCCCUUAUCCAUCCGAGAUGUUGCCAGAAGAGCAGACGAAGCUGGAUCGAAAGCUGCUGCUUAAACUUGACUUUCUGCUGGUGCCAAUGAUGGGGAUGCUGUAUUUGCUUGCUUUCCUUGACAGAGCUAAUAUUGGCAAUGCUCGUGUGGCUGGCCUGCAGAAAGAUCUCGGUAUCACGGACUUGCAAUAUCAAACAGCUAUCACGGUGACCUACGUCCCAUAUAUCGCAGCUGAGCUGCCAUCAAACCUCCUCAUCAAAAAGAUCGGGCCCCGUAUCUUACUCCCAGCCCUCUGUCUCUCAUGGGGCAUCGUCACCACUCUCCAGUCGCAGGUCAAUAACUACCCUGGCCUCAUUGUCGCUCGUUUUUUCCUCGGACUCCUCGAAGGAGGUCUAUUCCCUGGGAUUGUCCUCUACCUAUCCUCCUUCUACCGCCGUCAUGAGCUGCAGGUGCGGGUCGGUCUAUUCUUCUCCGCUGCAGCCCUUAGCGGCGCUUUCUCCGGCCUCCUCGCCGCCGCCAUCCAAAACAUGGAAGGCGUCGGUAACCUCCGCGGCUGGCAAUGGAUCUUCCUCCUCGAAGGUCUUUUCACCGUACUCUUCGGUAUACUAUCUUUCUUCAUCCUACCCAACAACCCCAGCGAAGUCUCCCUCUUCAACCCUGAAGAAGUCGAACACUGCACCCGCCGCCUAGCCCUCGACACCAACCUCCCAGACAACGAAACCGUAACCUUGAACCGCGUCCUCUCCGCCUUCAAAGACCCACACAUUCUUAUCAUGUGCGCCAUCCUCUUCUGCAGCGGCGCUAACCUUUUCGGCCUCUCCUACUUUACACCAUCCAUCGUCCAAGCGCUCGGAUACAGCCCGACACGCACACAGCUGCUCACCGUCCCGCCCUUCGCCUGCGCCUUCGUCGCAACCAUGAUCGCCGCGUACUUCGCGGACAGGUACAAGCAGCGCGGGGCCGCGGCAGUCAGCACCAGCAUUAUCGCCCUAGUAGGCGCAGGAAUGGCGCUCAAAGUCCGCUUGACCGCCAGCAGGUACGCCUCCAUCUUCCUGCUCAUCACGGGCGUCUACUCCACCGCGCCUAGCUUAAUAAGCUGGGUGACGAAUAACACUGCGGGCCAUGUGCGGCGCGCAACGGCCAUUGCGAUGGUCUUUGUCAGUACGAACUCGGGCGGGAUUGUUAGUACGUGGAUCUACCCGCGCAAGGAUGCGCCAUAUUACCUGUUCGCGGCGAAGUUUAACCUAGCGCUACUUGUGAUUACCAUUGUGUUGUGUGGGGUGCAGGUAGGGUGGUUGAGGAGGUUGAAUCGGAGGAAACUAGAGAAACCCGAUGAGGUUCUGGGAGAUGUGCUGGGUGUGGGGUUGCAGGCACAGUUGACUGAGUUGGGAGAUAAGCAUCCGGAGUUUGUGUAUACCUACUGAGCCCAUUGGGUAAUGGGAAUUCUUCUGGUGACGUGGGAAUUGCGCGACGGAAAGGAGUUCCUCCUUCCGAAUAUAUACCAUGUCAAAUCUGCGUUUGACACUGGAAUGAAUUGAAAUUUACGGCGAUUAUACCGUGUAUAAAGCAAAAGUUCUAGUUCCUUUUAAUAUUCUGAAAAUUCAAUUUCAUGGUCGAACCUUUUUAUUUUGUUUCCCAUAACUCUCAGUCAGUCCUUUUGGCCUAGUACUGUAAUGGGGAUGACGAUGUUUCAAAGCAGGUGGAACCAUGGAAGCAUCGACUCAGAGAAGGAGUGGGAGUGAGAUGGAAACAUAUAUAUAUGAGGUUCCAUCCAUCUAGGUUACAUUUGGAGAUAUGCAGUGCAGCGGGGGGAAGCAUGGUUGAAUUUGUGAGAGAUGUAUGUUUCAUAUGAACAUUCUAUGCAAUGUCUAAUAGGCUCUUGUCUACAUAGUGUGUUGAUCUCAGAGAGAAUUCUAGUUUGCUUCAUUGAAAUCUCAUUGAUCUUGAAUAUUGAUUUUGAAUUGUGUAUAUAUGUGUGUGCUCCAUCUGCUAGCUACCGCAUGAGGUGUAGCACCCAUUGCCAGCCCAGCCAAGCAAAAAUUGCCCUAAAAAUUAAGAGCAAGAGCAGACACUAAUAAAGCAAUCUCCGUAGAGUGAAUUGUAAUGUUCUCCCAGAUGAUCUCAUAUACAUGUGUACGCUGUACAUUUAC